UGGGAAUGUAAUCCAUAUGUGUGCACGAGUUCAGCUGCAGGAGAAAGAAAAGAUAUUACCCGCAAAGAAGCAAUUGUUUCUGCUUUUCUUGUUUAAAUUCCACUCAUACUGGCCCCUGGACUCUGGCUUGACUUCAGCAAUUGACGCUGGGAGAGACAGAGCAAACACAUACGGUGAGGAAGGGAAAGGGAUAGAGUGUGCAAAGUACAAUUUAGUGACAGAAAACAGAGAACAAGAUGAAGCAGAGUGAGGAAUCUGUGGAAGAAGAAGCCAUGAGUCAAAAUGACCAGAAUGGAACUGCUGGACACCCAGUGAUCCAGAUCCAUCUGGAGGAGAGCACACAGCUUCAGAAAGUCCUGCUAAGCUCGGAAUCAGACAUGAAUGGGAAAGCUGGAAGCAGAGAGCCCGUGAACACCAGCAGUGACGCCAACAGCAACGCCAACAACCUCACCAUGGUUUCAGGGACGCCCGGCGAGUCCCAGCCCCAUGCUCGGCAGGCCGCUCGGACGCCCAAGAAAGCCGCCACGUUUGGGAAGCGUUCCAACUCCAUGCGCAGGAACCCGAAGGCGGAGGUGACCAAACAGGGCUGGCUUCACAAGCAGGCAAGCAGUGGUGUGAAACAGUGGAACAAGCGCUGGUUCGUUCUGACUGAUCGAUGCCUCUUUUACUAUAAAGACGAGAAAGAAGAGGGUAUCCUGGGUAGCCUCCCUCUCCUCAGCUUUCGGAUCGGACCCGUCCAGCCAGCGGACAACAUUAGUCGCAAGUACGCCUUUAAGGUCUGGUACCAAGAAGAGGAGGAGGAGGAGGAGGAGGAAGAGGGCGGAGAGUUAAAGGGCAGCAUUACGUUCUGUUUGCAGGUGGAGCACGCAGGGACACGCACAUACUACUUCAGCGCAGACAGCCUAGAGGAGCAGGAGGAGUGGAUCCACGCUAUGAGUGAAGCAGCACAGGUUCAUGUCCCACAGCCACUGAGCAGGAAUAACUCAGAGCACAUCCCCACAGAGGAACAGAACCAUAUCAUGGUAUCUAAAGCAGCUAAGUCUCAGUCACAAAUGGAGGGAGAUGAAGCGAGGUCAGAUGUCAGGGAACCUGUCAAACACGAGGUCAACGGAGUGGAGCGCGGCCAGACUCCCACACCCACCACACCGCAGGCUGCUGAGAUGGACGGCAGAGUCAGGGAGAGAGGAGGACCUAUGCCCCAUCAGCCAAAUGGAUGGGGGAAUUACGUGCCCCCUAACGGUCCAGCCUAUCCUCCCAAGGAGAGCAUGAGAGAAGUCAGGGAGCAGACAGAGCCUCAGGAGAAUGUGGUGAUGCGCAGAGGGUUUGUGCCCCGUACAGCUCCAGAGAGGCUGGCCCAAAGAAAGAGCUCCAUGACUCAGCUGCAGCAGUGGGUCAACCAACGCAGGGGCAUGGCCGCUCAGGAUGACCUGAACAGUCCGUCCCGCUACUACACUGUAAACCGGGGUGUAUCGUCGGAUUACUAUGGAGUGUAUGGUGGAGUUUCAUAUGUGGAGGAAUAUCCCCUCUACCCUCCAGGAGUGCGACCUGACAGCAUUUGCUCUAUGUCGGCCGCGUUCGACCGCGUACCCCACCGCUGGACCGCGGAAGAAAAGCGGCGUUCCUUGCGGGACGGGCCUCUGUACGGUCAUCCACGCGACCCUCAGUGGAUGAUGGGACCGCCCGGGCCCCACCCAGCCUACUAUUCCCAGUUAGACUCUGCUCAGAGCUCCAUGAGACGGCUGUCCAUGCAGCCGCGCUCACGCUCCGUCCCUCGCUCGCCCUCCUCUUCCUCGGGAGGGCCUUACUCACCUGGACCACACAAUUUUGCCUCACCCGCCCGAUCUCCCAGCGCUCGCUUUGACAGGGCUCCCAGUCGAUUCAGAGAGGACGUGAUCUACACUGACCCGUCCAUGUACGGCCUGCGCAGGUCCCUCAGCUCCCCAAAGUAUGAUUAUCCUGGAGAACGGCGCUCCCUGAGUCAAGGAGUGUACCACUACAACUACCCAGCGUCCCCCUCUCUACACAACAAAAUGGAGGACAUUUUAGACCUGCAGCUGCAGAGAAAUCUGGAUUACCUGGAUCAGCAGGUGCCUCCAUUUCAUGACAUUUACAGAGACCUGCAUCCCACUCUGAAGCUCAAUGAAGUUGAGACCAGUAAACUGCUGGAUCGGUUAUGUGAGCAGAAUAGACUUCUAAAGGAGCAGGAAGCUGUAGUCCAUCGUCUGAGGAUGGACAAGGAUAGCCUGGAGGGGGCACUGGUGGCCACUCAUCAGGAGAUUGAAAUGUACAAGAAUCAACCUCUGGCUAUAGAGAAGCUUCAGCUGAAAAAGGAGAGCUUGCAGAACCAGUUGAUUAACAUUCGUGGAGAGCUCUCUCAGGCAUCUAGUGCUCUCACAACCACUAGGAUGGAGUUUGAGGCACUAGAGGAUGAGGUCAAUGCCAUUCACGGUGACCUGUGGGAGCAGCUGAAUGCUGGUGGUCAGAGUGAAUUGGUACACAGGCACAUUCAGAAGGAGUUCUGGAGAGUUCAGGAUGUCUUGGAAGGACUGCACAAGAAUAAUCCAUCGCGAGGCACAGACACAGCCAAACACAGAGUUGCCAGUGGAGCAUCUGGUUCAUUUAGCACAAACAGUCCAGCCAGCCCUUUGAGCUCUGUUAGUCUUACCAGCCCUCUCAGCCCCUUCUCUCCAGUGCCUGGUUCUCAGGCCUCCCCUACCAAGCAGCUGGCCACAGAGCACAAAUUUGGCUACCGGACUGACUCUUCACCAGGGGAAAAGACCAAUGACCUGCAGGACUCUGAACAAGAUAGACAAACCAACUUAAACAAAGUGGGAAUUGUUCCCCCUAGAACCAAGUCUCCUAUGGAGGACAAGAACAACUCUCAUGAUCCUGUCCAGCGCAGGAAUGGGAAAGUACCUAAUGGUCACAUAUCAAGGGAGAGGCCCAAGAGUGCAGUGUUCACAGCAGAAGUAAAGACCAAGAUGAGUGUAGAAGAGCAGAAUGAGAGAAUACGAAGAAACCUAAGCAAUUCAGUCAGGGACAAAAGACGCAGUCUGAACCUCUCCAGUAACCAGCACAUCGACGGCUUCAAGCCCACGACCAACUACAGAGUGGUGCGUCGGAGAAUGACAGCACAUGAAGUAGACAUUAAAGACCUAGAGGCGGCUGUGCGAGGGGAAGGCGUGGAGUCGCCAAGGGAGGAGAUCGCUCGAUUGCGACGGUUGCAGCUGGAGCCUGAUCAUUAUGACCUGGAUAUCAACAAAGAACUGUCAACACCAGAUAAAGUCUUAAUCCCUGAGCGCUACGUGGACAUUGAGCCCAACACACCACUGAGCCCUGAGGAGGCACGGGAGAAGCAGAAGAAAGUAGAGAGGAUCAAAACGCUGAUUGCCAAAUCAAAUUUGCAGAACGUGGUGCCAGCGCUGGACGGGCCAGCCGAGGGCCACAACAACCCCGAGCAGCAGCUGCAAGAGCAGGAGAAGCGCAUCGAGAUUUCCUGCGCUCUGGCCGCUGAGGCUUCCCGCCGCAGUCGCCUGCUGUCCGCCCAGUGCGCUCCCAGUCCCCCUACCUCCCCGACCAGUCUGGCCCUUCCCCUUUCCGCCGAAUUCUCUGACUCCUCCCACAUCAUGAAGGUGUGAGUCUGUGAAGCUCAAGCCCUGGCUGCUGUUAAAUUUGAUGGAGCUCCAUUCUGAGGAUUCACUGGAUCAAAUACAGAACAAACAAACAAAAAAAACCUACCCUAUAUCAGAAAAUUUUGUUUCUGUGGUCUCCCCAAACAUUGUAUUUAUUUCAAUCACCUACAUAGCCGCAGGAGUGGAAAUAUUACAAAAUGUUUGGAAAAAUGUUCAUAUGGGGAUGUGAUAAUUCAGAAGGUUUCAGAGAAGUUGAACUGAAAGGCUGUUUUGACACCAGGGUUCACAGUUAUCACAACCCCUAGCGUGUCCUUCUGUAACACACUGCACUUAAAUACUACCGGGUGACGGCGGAGACAUAUUAAAGCUACAGAACUAGCCAGAGUGUUGGACAUGUUUACAGUGUCAUUCCUACUCAAAGUCAUACUACAAUGACUAGGUAUAGCAGCUCAGGUUGUCAUAAGCAAGACACAUGUAUGUCAAUUACAGAGCCCACAGACUGAGAAGAGAACAGAAUGUGCUCAAGGAUCGAGUAACCAACCUGGAGAGUCUUGAUGGAAAGAGAAGGAAAGCCCCUGUGGGUCAAGAGCUAGAUUUCCACAUAACAUAAAGCAUUACGCCAAUAACGAAGUGGAAAUUCUCUGUGUGGUUUGGAGUUGUCGGGAGAGGGACUGUAGAAUCACGACGUGAUUACUGCUCAGCAUUCAAAUCCAUGAUUCGAGGCCUAAUUCACCACGAAGCAGGCAAGGAGAGAACGGACGCCCCUUUGGCGCAACCCAAAAACGCGGAGGCAUCUUACCACUUCGGAUUUUAGUGGGUCAUUCGUGGUGACAGAGGACCACAGCACUUGCAUGGGCCUUAGCACUUGCAUGGGCACUUAUUCUUCACUCUCUGCUCCUUGCCACUAAAGGAGUACAUGCCACUUAUAGGCCAGACUCACUGUGACUCCUUCCAUGCUCACCUCCCCCGUUCUCCUUGUCUCUCUCAGUAUAGGGCUUGCCAGAAACUGUGUAUCUCCCCUCUUAACAAUCUGGUAUCUCCAGUCUCUGUCAGCACUGCUGUGUCAUUAACCAUAAUUGGGUCUAUGAUUACAGUAUAUAUAGGACGUACAGUGCAUAUAUAUUGUUAAAAAAGUUUUAUGUAUCUUUGCAUCAAAGCCAUGUGGACUCCUCAUAGUUCUUUCACUGCUAGGACCUUAGUUACCAUAAUGGUACCUUUAUGUGUGUGUGUAUGUCUGGAUUAAAAUCUGUAAUUGUUUAUCAAGGCAAUGAAAAGAAGUGAGGGAAAAAGAAGUGACCUUAGAAUUGUAAGUCAUUUAGUUGAUAUUCACAUGUACUUAAACAGGGACAGCAACUUGCAUUAGAAUCUGUAAAUAUAGCCAUUAUUGUAUGUAUCUGAGAGCCCCCUGUGAAUAUACCCAGAAAGGAGUGUCACUGUGCCAUUUGGAUUUAAUUUGGCCAUGAUUUUGUGUGUGGACAAACAUUUGAUAUGUAAAUAUGGAUCAUGCUUGACAUGCAAUUAAAUGAAACAAUAUUUUCAAGUAUUUUUCUAUUGAUGUUUGAAAACUUUUCGUAUGUAAUCAGCCAGUAUGAUUAUAUAAUUCUGAGUCCAGAUUCAAGUAUAAUACAAAUUACUACAAUUUGCCAAUCCAAACUAUUUUGGGCUUAAUCUGAGGAUCCAUGGCAUAGUGCCAGACUAAUAUAGCUCUGGGUCUGUGUAGCCAGUGAAGAGACAUUGCCCCAGUUCCCUUAAACUUCACAUGCCAUGCAAGUUGUUGGCCCAUCUUGUAAUUUUUGGUUGUCUAUUUUAAAUAAGGAAAAUCAAAAACCAGAUUGUUCUUACACCACAUUAGUUUAUCUAGCUUUAAACUGUGGCCUAUGUUUGUGUGCAGUGCUUCAUUUUACAGGGAAGAGUGUGGACACAAUCCAAUCUCUCUGUCCCUCUCUCUCUUGCUUUCUCACUUUGUCUAACACACACACACACACAGAUAUAUACAUAUAGUGUUAUUCCUCUAAAGCAAGGAAUGCUGAUUGACUGACACAAACAAUGGCAUUUGAGAACAAAUGCAGAAAACCGCUUUGUAUACUGGAAGUUCAACAAUACCACAGAGCAAAAAUAGAUGUUAGGGAAAAUGUUAUAUUUUUAUUAUUUCUAAGAAAGGGGAAAAGGUCAACAAGAUGCAGUACAUAUUUUUCUAGAUGCAUGGGUACUUGAUGAAUUUAAAGAGGUUAUGAGGAUUAAAUUUGUAACACAAAAUAGAGUGUUUUGCAUUUUUCAUGAGAUUGGGAAUAGUAAUUGAGACUGACAUAUUUUUAAUUUAUUGAUCUUAAGCAUUUUUUUGAAGGCCUUGGUUUAGGAUAAUUUUUUAAUUUUUUUUUUUUUUUUUACUAAAAUCAGAAACAAUAUGUUGGGAAAUGCAAACGAGUCAAAGAAUGGGUGUCCAAUAUUUGAUGAAACAUGUAGCAUUUAAGGCUAUGUCUAAUAGAGACUAAAUUAGCACAUUGGUCUAUGUACAUAUUUUCAAUUUAAACUAUAUCUUGAUAUCAGCAUUAACUGUUGCUAUUUUCCAGGAAAUAUAUAUUUCCAGGAAGCAGACAAAAUUUGCUUGAACUAUGCAAAUUAAAAUAAAUAAAGUAAACAUGCCUGCUUUAGAAAUACCCUCAUGCAAUAAAGUGAAUGUAUUCAAAUAGA
This is a messenger RNA of Chanos chanos (milkfish), 6323 nucleotides long. It is a transcript of the gene plekha6, whose product is annotated as pleckstrin homology domain containing, family A member 6. Lineage: Eukaryota; Metazoa; Chordata; Actinopteri; Gonorynchiformes; Chanidae. The coding region runs from base 237 to 3638 and encodes 1133 amino acids. The record is from RefSeq and is a predicted model, not a curated record. The transcript is spliced from 25 exons.